This is a messenger RNA of Colletotrichum acutatum, 1307 nucleotides long. RefSeq lists its product as uncharacterized. The coding region runs from base 218 to 1081 and encodes 287 amino acids. NCBI's taxonomy places the organism in Eukaryota, Fungi, Ascomycota, Sordariomycetes, Glomerellales, Glomerellaceae. The record is from RefSeq and is a predicted model, not a curated record. The transcript has a single exon.
GAGUCGCCCGAGGCGGUUUUGGCACAAAGAGCUCAGGCUUACUGUUCGACUAUCAAGGUCGUUCACUCAGUGACCCACGAACGACGCACUUCCAAUCAUCUCCCUUGCGACUGCAUCAGCCUGACGAGCUCACUUUCACGCAAGUCUCAGUCUGUGUUGCGGAAGCCAAACCACAAAGCAUCAAUUCAAUUCCAAACAUACUCAAGGUACUGUCGCUAUGUCCAAGUACCCUGAUGGAGACGGGGAUCUGCCCCCUUCAUACAACGAGGCAACGACAUCAUACCACUCAUCAUCGUCGCUUAACCCCGACCCAUCGGUUUCAGCGACCCUCAACAACCUCUCUUCCCUCCUCCGCGAAACACAAGCUCAACAGACCGCCCGCGACACAGUCACGACGACAACUCUUCUACCACUCCUAACGCCACACAUCACGUCACUCUUGACACGCCUAGGGACGACCCCUCAUCCAGCGAUAUUAACUGAGCUCUACCUCGUGCCGGCAGCAGCAGUUGGUUCAGAAUGGAUCAUUGCCUCGGAUGCCGACCCUAAGGCGGGACAGGUUGCGGAAGUCAUCCGCGUGGAACCGGAGGCCUACCCCGAUUCAAAGGGAAGGGGUGACACCAAAGGUCAAAGCACAGGCUCAUCCUAUGAAUUCGACGAAUGGGGCCGUUGGGACGAAAACACCAACGCCGGAUCGUCUUCAUCUAGGGAGGGAGAGUGGUGGUGGAGCGACGAAGGUCUGGCCCGGCGUCUCGCGAAGCGGCUACAGCCGGAGCCGAGGCUUGAUCGCACCGUCGUCCGCGCCGUGGUAGAACAGGCGAAAGAGGAUAAAAAGGCCGGCCGGUGGGGGCUUUUCAGAGUCGGCACAGAUUCGUCGUCGUCGCCUUCGUCGUCCUCAUCAGCCCCACCGCCUCCUCGACAGUUUAUUAAACCCACGUCCCCUUCCAUAACAUUCGAGGAAAAUGUUUCCAUGACGGUGCGUGCGGAGGAAGUUACCUUUCGCCGGGAGAACGAGAUGGGAAUAUGGGAGAGUAUGCGUGGGUUUGGGAUCGUGGUGAGAGUGAGGAUACGAAGGACAUGACACCCCAGCGUCCACCAGAUCGCCCAUGUUGGAAGAUUGGCAGGUCCAGAGACAGCUCUCUACCGACUUCGUAGUUCGGACUAUUUCUGUCGUCCGCUUCAAACCUAAUCGUCCGAACCGCAGCUCAUUGCUGACCAACCUCUCGUUACUCUGCCCUGAUGAGGGACUCCGGCUGACCAAUGGGAUGAACCAAUGCCAGAAGGAUGCAUCCCUCUCGUCCGAGAUU